AUGGGCACGAUCGACUCGGUGGCCAACGGCUUCGAGGCGGCCAAGCAGCAUCUGCGCCAACCGAUCAACCACGUGCUGCCACCCAGUGUGCUGCUGUACCUCGUGCCGCCUCUGCCCUCGAUUCGCACGCUGCUGGUUCUACUCUCUCUGUCGCUCCUGGUGGUGCUUCGUAUCUGGUGCAUCCUUCCCGGCCGCAACCCCCACCCAACAGUGCCAAGAUCGAGUGCAAACAAGGAUGGAUGUACGGUGGGGGUGUUUCUGGGCUCGGGCGGACAUACAACCGAGCUGCUGCAGCUUGUAUCCGCACUCCCUACGAGUCGCUACCCACGCCGCAUCUAUCUCGUCUCGUCCGGCGACAAGUUCAGCUUGAACAAGGCCAGGCAGCUCGAACGCAAGCUCACUGGGGAUGAGCGUGUGCGAGCGAUCCAGAUCCCACGCGCACGAAACGUGCAUCAGAGCUUCCUCACCGCACCCCUCACUACGGCGUACAGCAUGGCCUUCUGCAUCUACACCGUCGCACUCCUCCCACUUGUACGGCCACAGGAUGCAAAACGAGUACUCGCAGAUGUGAUACUCAUGAACGGGCCAGGCACGUGCGUUCCCAUUGUAGCAGCUGUCUACCUCCUCCGAAUCCUCGGGUUGCCUUCGCCAAAGCUCAUGUACAUCGAGUCGUUCGCACGCGUCACAAGUCUCUCGCUCACCGCCAAGCUGGUGCGUCCGUUGGUGGAUCGUUUCGUCCUCCAGUGGCCCCGCCAACCACCACGAGAAAGUAGCGCCAAUACGGUGUAUUCAGGAUGGCUCAUCUAG
Moesziomyces aphidis is the source of this 807-nucleotide messenger RNA. Lineage: Eukaryota; Fungi; Basidiomycota; Ustilaginomycetes; Ustilaginales; Ustilaginaceae. The record is from the annotation of a GenBank genome assembly.